GCUUUUCUGUACUAUCAUUUUACAACGCAGUCAAUCCACGCUUCGUAUUUGUAGUUUAAGCCACGCAGAGUUCGAGCAACGCUAGAAACAAUUUGUCAGGUUGGACAAUAGCCUUGUAUCAACAGAGGUAAUACACUUUUGAGGACGGUGACCUGAACGAGUACGCAGAGUGUGCACCCUUCUCGCCAGCGGCUCGCUAAAUUGCGGACCAUCCUUCUCUUGGCUCCACAAGUCGCCGCGCCAUGCCGCGCAAAAGCCACAGCUGUCUCAAACUAGAAGCUUUGUAACGCAGACCUAGAUUCAGCGUCUUCGGGAUGCCUCCUACCCCGCCACCCCCGCCUGGGCCUGGCUAUGCAAACCAGCCGGGGGCCUACCUCCCACAGCCGGGCCAGCCCCUUCCUGCCUACGGCACCGCGCAUCCUGGUAACGGCUCACACCUCAUGAAUGGCUAUCCACACUCCUCGGCUUCUGCGUCUAGCGCUGUUGCGCCGGGCGCGGGGUCGGGGCCGCUAGCCUCCGGCCUGAAUCGCAGCCGCAACACCAUCUAUGGACCCUUGCCAGGCACAAGUGGCAGCUCCGCGAGUGGCAUCGGCGGCAGCAUCGGCGGCGGCGGCGGUGGCAGCUCCGGCGGCGGCAGCGGCCUGGUUGCAAUGGCGGGACCCCUGGCCGCCAAGUUGGUGCGGGACGCGGCGCCGCCGCCCGCGCCGCCGCCUCCUGAGCCCGCGGUCCCCGCCUUUGCGCCGCUCAAGGGCAACCUUGUUCGGUCUACAACCACGGCGCACACGCCGGCGCCGCAACAGCCGCAGCCGCUAAUGCAACAGCAGUACCAUCACCAACAGCCGCAUCUGAUGCACCAGUCGCCAAUGCAGCCGCCGCACCACCAGCACCACCAGCAGCCGCCGGCGGCGGCCAUGCCCUAUUCCCGCCACAUGUCGAUUGCGCCGCAGCACACCUCGCCGUACAUUGCCGUACAUCAACCACAGCAACAGCAGCAGUUGUACGACAACGGGUAUGGUGCCGUACCUGCAGCCGCGGCUGGGCCGGUCGGCAGUAGCACCAGCGGUCCUGGCAAGUACGGGCCGCUCCCGGACCGGCGGGGCGGCAGUAGCGGCAGCGGUGGCGGUGGCGGCGGGGUCAGCGGUGGCGGCGUCGGAAGUAGCAGUGGCGGCGGCGGCGUCCCGCCCGCCGCCGGUAGUGGUCUGGUGGCGGCGGCGGCGGCGCUGAGUGCGGGCGUGAUGGCCAAUCGCGUGCGGCCGGUGGCGGCGCCCGGGCAGGCCCCGCCUGCUGCCGCGGCCGCGGCCGGCAGCGCCACGGGUGCAGCGGGCGCGGGUCCGGGCUUCUCGCCGCUCCAGCAGAUGUUGCUGCAGCAGCAGCCCUUCCCCACCACGCCGCUGGGCUACCGCGAGGUGCAGCUGCAGCAGCAGCACCAGCACCAGGGGCUGCAGCAGCAGGGGCCACAGGAGUACCAGCAGCCCAUGGGAGCACCGCCGCUACCGCCGCCGCCGCCGCCGCAGCAGCAGCAGCAGCAGCGGUAUCAGGCAGGGGAGCAGCCGCGUGCGGCGGCGCUGCCUGCCGCUGACGUGCACCGCAAGCAGAUCACGGCCAGCAAAAUGCCGGAGUGGAUGCGCAAGGAAGUGGAGCCGCGGCUGGCGGCAGGAGCAGGCGCCGGGGCAGGGGCAGGGGCAGGGGCAGGGGCAGCAGCUGCGGCCGUGUCCGUGUCCGUGCCAGCUCAAUCCACCUCAGGGGGCGGGGGCGGGGGCGCGACGCCGCCGCCCGCCCCUGCGCCUGUGGCAGACAUUGCCCCGCGCGCUCCUCCUCCUCCUCCGCCGCCGCCGCCACCGCCGAUGCAGGCUGCGCCGCAAGCGCUGCCCGCCCGGGCUGCAGCUGCGCAACCGCCGCCUCCCCCGCCUCCUCCGCCGCCGCCGCCGCCACAACAGACGCGGGCCGUCGUCGCCGUCGCCGUCGCCGUUGCGCCGCCGCCACCUCCAGCAGGGCCCCCGCCGCCACCGCCGCCGGCUGCAGCGGCGCAGCCCCCGGCGCCACCGCUGGCACCGGCGCCGCCGCCGACGUCGGCCACGGGUGCGCCUAUGUGGUCCUUUUCGGCGGCGGCCGUUGGGGGGCUGCCGAGGGGACUCGAAGGGCCGCGCGGCGGUGGCUCCUGGUCAGGCGAUGACGAAGAUGGCGGCAGCGCUGGCCGGGGCCACGUGACAAAGACAGCAGCAGCAGCACCACCGCCGCCGCCGCCUCCUCCACCGCCUCCGCCGCAGCCAGUGCUGCCGGCAGGCAGCGUGAAGGCAGCAGCGGCGGCGGCGGCGGCGGCAGCGGCAUCAACUGCUGGCGGUGACGCCAAGGGAGCUGGGGGCCGGCUGCGGGAGUCGAGCCCCGCGGCGCGGGAGGUGCGCACAGGCGCCGUCGCAGCUGCGCGGCAGUCGCUAGCGGCGGUCCCGGCGACCGAGCCCGCGGCAGGACACAGCAAAACGCCGCCGCCCGCCGCCGGCGCCCGUGGCUCCGUCGCGGCUGCUACUGCCGCAUACGCUGCGGCUGCUUCCACGCCGACAGGGCCCGCGGCGGCGCCGCCGCCCCAAAACGGCGGCGCGCAGGCCGCGGCGGGCGGCCGCCGCUCUGGUGCAGCGCAGUGGCCACCACAGACGCCGGAAGCGGGGCCGGAAGCGGCGGCGGCCUCGGACAGAACACCAGGCAGCGGCGUGGCGGAGGCGGGUGCGGUGAAGAGCGGCUUGGCGGGCUGGCUAGCCAAAGGCGGCGCCAGCGCGCCGCGGCAUCGGCGCAGUGGAAGCGGAAGCGGAAGCGGAAGCGGCUCUGACAGUGACGGCGGCCGGCCUCACCACCCACACCACCGGCGCGCACAGCCGCACCAAGCGCCGCCGCCUCCACCACCGCCGCCGCCACCGGCUGCGGUGGCCAGCUCCGCCACGCCUCCCAGCAAGGCGGCCUCGAAGAAGGCGACCCUGGAUGCCUUGACAGCUCGCUUCGCGUCACGGGACCCCCUGGCAGACGGCGGCAGCGCCGCCGUUGCCGGCACGUCUGACGGCGGCGGUGCCGCCGCAACUGUCGCUGCUGCGCCGCCGCCGGCAGCCGCGCCAGCCCGCACCGGCGGCGGCUGGUUCUCUAGCUUCUGGGGUGGUGGAAGCGGUGGCGGCGCCGGCGGCGCCACGACUUCGUCGCCGUCUCAAUCUGGCGGCGGCGCCGCCGCUGCACCCGCCGCCGCUGGCUCCGCUGCCUCGCCGCCUUCGCGUAAGGGCGCCGUGGCGGCCAGCGGCGGCGGCGGCGGCGGCGGCGGCUCGGUCCGUGGCAGCCGUGACGACGGCGGGGACGCUGAUGGCAGUGCCGGUCUGGAGGGGCCGCAGCCCUGCGCCACGCCGCUGGGGGUGCUGUCAGCGGUGCAUGCGCAGCGGCUGCGCGCGGCGCCGUGGGCCGCGUCAACGUCGACGUCAGCGUCAGCGGCGUCCGGCGGCAGCGCCGCCAACGGCGGCCGCGGCGCGGCUGGCGGCGGGGACGACAGCGACGAGUACCAGUCGGCGGAGGAGGGGUCGCCGUCAGUGGGGCCCUCGCCUAAGAAGGCGGCAAAAGCGACGGCGGGGACGGCGAUGACGGUGGUCAAGUCAAAAGCGGCGCCACCGCCACCGCCACCACCGCCGCCGCCUGGCCCGCCGCCGCCGGCGGUGAUAAAGGCAGGCGGUUCAGCCAAGGCCGCGCCGCCUCCGCCCCCGCCGCCAGGGCCGCCGCCACCACCUCCCUUCUCAGGCAAGGCCGGCGGCCCGCCGCCGCCACCGCCCGGCCCGCCGCCACCUCCAGCCAUCCGCCCCGGCGGCGCACCGCCGCCGCCUCCCCCUGGCCCGCCUCCUCCUCCCCCUGUCUUGCACGGCGGAGCCAAGGGCGCGCCGCCGCCGCCACCGCCGCCCGGCCCGCCGCCUCCUGCUCGCCGGGCUGCCCCCGCAGCCGGCGGCGGCGGUGAGGGCAUGGAUGCCGUGUUUGCGGCCAUCCGAUCCGGCAGCAUCGCGCUCAAGCCCGCGGCGCCGCGACAGCAGGCGGGCAACGGUGGCGGCGGCGGCGCGGGUGGCGGCGGCGGGGCCCAGGCCGUGGCGUUGCGGGCGGCGUCGCCGGGGGCGGCUGGGCUGCGUCCUGGCGGCGGCGGCGGCGGCGGCGGCGGCAUGGAUGACGUGUUGGGCGCGAUCAAGUCCAGAGCGUUCCACCUUCGCUCAAGGUCGCGCUCCGACGCCGGGCCGGGCCGCAAGGGUCAGGAGAUGGCGGCGGCCGCGGCGGCUGCAGCGACCAGCGCCGCCAGCAGCCGCCACGCCAGCGACCCCCAGGCCCGGCUGAUCGCGCGCGCUCAGCAGCUGCGCAGCGUCAUGGCGCUGGACGCCUGCAGCAGCGGCGACGAGAGCGACAGCGGCGGCGGCGGCGGCCGGGCAGGCGGCAGGGGCGGCGUGGGCGCAAGCAGGGCGUGGGCCAAGGACGACUAGGCAGGGGCCGGGGUCGAGGGCGUGAGGCAGGGUGGGAUAUUACAAUCCCGAAGGAACAAAGGGGUGACUUGACGGCUAGGCUGAAGUCUGAGGGGAGUGGUAAGGCGACUGCCGCGGAGGCAAUGCUGGAGUGAUCAUGCGGGGGACGGCUCUAUGCCUGAAAGCCCGAAGUCACCGCGACCCAGAACCCAGCCGGGGUGUGUGGAGGUGGUGUGGGGGCCGGGGGGGGGGAGCGGGCAUGACUGGGGAAGGGGUGUCGAGCAUGACGGCAGGGCAGGGUCGGGGUGUCGGGGCCGUGUGGGUGCAGGAUGGGCCCGCGCGCGUGGACUGUGGCCGUGGCCUGUGCUCGAGGUCGUGUUGGCGCCGGGUGUGGGCGUCAUGGAGGGGAAGUGCAAGGAGGGCAGUGAUUCGUCCUCGUGUCCUCCAGAGUGGGGCAGUGGUCAGUGGGUGUUGCUUGUACGCCCGCUCCCGUCGCGCUGGGGGACUGUCGGAUGGCGUGUUGGCAUGCUGCCGGCGCCGGGCGGCACGCAGGAUUGCAGGGCCUCUGGGGCGGCGUGCUCUGCCGGGCGGCAUUUCGGCCAGGAGAGCCCAGUGUGUGGUGCAGUACCGUAAUGUGCCAGCUGACUGCUGACCCACGUGACCGCGUCGUU
This is a messenger RNA of Chlamydomonas reinhardtii, 5131 nucleotides long. RefSeq lists its product as uncharacterized. The coding region runs from base 315 to 4481 and encodes 1388 amino acids. The transcript has 6 exons. The record is from RefSeq and is a predicted model, not a curated record. Lineage: Eukaryota; Viridiplantae; Chlorophyta; Chlorophyceae; Chlamydomonadales; Chlamydomonadaceae.